Molecule: messenger RNA, 2928 nt
Organism: Arvicanthis niloticus (Nile rat)
Lineage: Eukaryota; Metazoa; Chordata; Mammalia; Rodentia; Muridae
Gene: Cant1
Product: calcium activated nucleotidase 1
Biological process (GO): proteoglycan biosynthetic process
Molecular function (GO): calcium ion binding; GDP phosphatase activity; UDP phosphatase activity
Source: RefSeq, a predicted model, not a curated record
CGACGCAGGUGCAGAGCAGAGGCUGCCGGGAGCGCGCGGCCAGAGUGGGGCGCAGGCGCAGAGCAGAGGCUGCCGGGAGCGCGCGGAGGGGCGGAAGUGGCCGCCCUCCCUGUCCGGCCCUACGCAGGUAGGCGGCAGCCCGCGGGCUCCGGAGCCAGGCUCUCAGUGGUCCCACAGAUACAUGCGACCCUGUUAUCUGAGACUCAGAACAUCCUUGGCAGUGUGGCUGUCUUCACGGCGGCUGUACAGGUCCUGUCCAGCGUGCAGUCUGAUGCCCAUCCAGCCCUUUGACCAGCGGGAAUGGAAUGAGCCUAUGCACUCCCUCCGCAUCAGUAUAGGGGGCCUUCCUGUGCUGGCAUCCAUGACCAAGGCCACGGACCCUCGCUUCCGCCCCCGCUGGCGGGUGAUUCUGACGUCCUUUGUGGGUGCUGCCCUCCUCUGGCUGCUGUACUCCCACCAUCAGGCCCCAGUAUCGGGCAGGCCCCCCACCCACAAUGCACACAACUGGAGGCUAAGCCAGCAGCGCGCCUCUCAUUACAAUGACACCUACCCCCUUUCCCCGCCACAGAGGACUACAGGUGGGAUUCGGUACCGAAUCGCAGUCAUUGCCGACUUGGACAUGGGGUCCAGGGCCCAGGAGGAAAACACUUGGUUUAGUUACCUUAAGAAAGGCUACCUGACCCUGUCGGACAGCGGGGACAGGGUCAGCGUGGAGUGGGAUAAAGACCAUGGGGUCCUGGAGUCCCACCUGGCAGAAAAGGGGCGGGGCAUGGAGCUCUCGGACCUGAUAGUCUUCAAUGGGAAACUCUACUCCGUGGAUGACCGCACAGGGGUCAUCUACCAGAUCGAAGGCACCAAAGCAGUGCCCUGGGUGAUCCUUUCCGAUGGCGAUGGAACCGUGGAGAAGGGCUUCAAAGCUGAAUGGCUUGCUGUGAAGGACGAGCACCUGUAUGUGGGUGGCCUGGGCAAGGAGUGGACCACCACGACAGGAGAGGUGAUGAACGAGAACCCCGAGUGGGUGAAGGUGGUAGGCCACAGGGGCAGUGUGGACCACGAGAACUGGGUGUCCAGCUACAACGCCCUUCGAGCUGCUGCUGGGAUCCGACCACCAGGCUACCUCAUUCACGAAUCCGCCUGCUGGAGCGACACACUGCAGCGUUGGUUCUUCCUGCCUCGUCGGGCCAGCCACGAGCGCUACAGCGAGAAGGAGGAUGAACGCAAGGGCAGCAACCUCCUGCUGAGCGCAGCCCAGGACUUCAGGGACAUCUCUGUGAGGCAAGUGGGGACGCUGGUCCCCACCCACGGCUUCUCAUCCUUCAAGUUCAUCCCCAACACGGAUGACCAGAUCAUCGUGGCUCUCAAGUCGGAAGAGGACAAUGGCAGGAUUGCCACUUAUGUCAUGGCCUUCACGCUGGACGGCCGCUUCCUGCUUCCAGAGACCAAGAUCGGCACUGUGAAGUACGAAGGGAUCGAGUUCAUCUAGAUGAGUAAGCACCACACGCACGCCUGCACGCACUCACGCAGCAGGGCGAGGGCCAGUGGCCGUGCUACCCCAGGACUGUUUCAUAAAAACCGGGAGCGCUUCCACUCGUUUGCUUUUUCCUUUUUUUAAAAUUAAGAGCUGUGUGCCUGGCCAGAGAGUUCCAGAAUAGGGAGCUGAGACCCGGCCCAUCUGGGUGUGCGUUGCAGACUGGGAGCAAGGGGUCCUGCACAGGAACCCCAGGUUCGCCACCCACCCGUGUUCCCUCUGCACUGCCACCUGGUGGUAGGGAUUGAUCACUGCUGCAGGUACCUUUUGAGCCCCUGACCUUCAGAGUCCAGCCAUGCCUUUCAUCCUUGGUCUCUGGCCUUUCCAUGAGUUCUCUGUCCAGUACGUGGUUUUGAAGCAGCCAGGUGUUAAACCCUAGCUUAACCCUGGGAGCACAAGACAGUCUGACAGACAGGCACUCAGAGACCCCCUCUUCCUCCCAUGUGACCUUGGCAUUCCAUACUCUGCAGACCCCUGGAAAGUGAAUGUUUACAUGUCAGGGUGAGGACCCACCCCGUGGGCGACACCUGCCCACACUCUGAAGUCACUUUAGCACAGGAUUAUUUGCGAGCUGUUCAUAAUGUCAUUUCUCCCCUAAGGAGGAUUUUGUGCUGUUUAAAAGUCUGAAUUAUUAACUUAUUUUUAUUAAAGCAAUUUCUUUUCCUGAAGAACAGAGUCACCAAACUUCAUCACACAGUGAAGGUAGAGUUCCCACAUCUUCCUUCCAGGAGUGAGGGAAUUGUCCCCACAGCCACAAUGUCGACAUUAGCUUUUACAGGAAGGGCCUCAGGAUCCUUGGCCUCUGCCUUCUAGCAACUUCCAGAAGCUGCCAUGCUUUCACCUCUCAGCAGUGGCUGAGGGAGGGACUGCACCUGACUAGAGACCAGCCCUCAGUGGCUCCUGCUGGGAGUUUAGCAGCCUUCUCUCCAGGGGAGCCUCACUGUUGUCUGCUGUCCUGGUCUGUCUGUGUGUCCAAGAGAGCUGAGGCAGCAGGCGGGCUCAGCGGGAGUUCUGUAGGGAGCAGCACUUAGCUGCCUGCAACACCCUUAGAGCAGGACUCGGGAACUGCUGUGGGCACCAGGCCCGGAUGACAUCACAAACUCCUUCCACGGGAAGCUAGGAGAGCCACUGUCACUGGGCUUGGCUACCCUCAGUCCAGCUGGCUGUCACUGACUUGUGGUCUGAGGUCUUGGUGUGCUUGUGCUGGGAACUCAGCCAAGCCUCCUUGAGGUCUGUCAACGGUGAGGUUGUGUGAUUCUGAACUGAAAGAUGAGAUGAGAGAGGUUGAGAGAGACCUGGGCCCCUCACUGAGGAGCUGUCCACACACCUUCCUUUCCCUAGUGUGAGCAGUGAUUGUGUCUCUUCGUUUGUUUUGUAAACAAUAAAGUGUCGGAGGUGUG